Molecule: messenger RNA, 765 nt
Organism: Tetrahymena thermophila SB210
Lineage: Eukaryota; Ciliophora; Oligohymenophorea; Hymenostomatida; Tetrahymenidae
Exons: 1
Source: RefSeq, a predicted model, not a curated record
AUGCAGUAUCAAAUAAAUGUAUUAACUGUGGAACUAAUUGUUAACUUUGUAAUUGUACAAUAUGUCAAUAAUGCACAGAUUCUACAUUCUAAGUUGAUCAAAGAAAUCCCCAAAAUUGUAUUUCGAUUAACUCUUGUGUUGUCAGUAAUUGCCAAACUUGUAAAUCAUAAAAUCCUUUUAGCUGUCAAGUAUGCUCACCUAAUAACUACUUAAAUUUAGAUUAAACUUAAUGCCUCCCUUGUUCUGUUCCCAACUGCCUAUAAUGUUUUAGUGAAAAUUAUUAACAGUGCUAAUAAUGCUCACAAAACUACUCUUUAUCUUCUGAUAAAUAGUAGUGCUUGCAAUGUUAAAUCUUAAAUUGUUUAACAUGUGAUCCAUAAAAUAAUUUAAUUUGUUAAGUUUGCUAAGCAAACACAUAUUUAAAUUUAGAUUAAAGUUAAUGCCUCCCUUGUUCUGUUCCAAACUGCUUGUAAUGUUUCAGUGAAAACUAUUAAAAAUGCUAAUAAUGCUAACAAAACUACUCUUUAUCUUCUGAUAAAAAGUAGUGCUAGCAAUGCUAAAUCUAAAAUUGUUUAACAUGUGAUCCAUAAAAUAUUUUAAUAUGUUAAGUUUGCUAAUCAAGAACAUACUUAAAUUCAGAUUAAACUCAAUGCCUACCUUGCAGUGUUUAAAAUUGUUAAGAAUGCUAAAGCACAAACAACUAGCUUUGUUAGAAAUGUAAUUCAGGAUAUCAAAUUAUUAGUGAUAGUAAGAGUUGUGACUUGA